UCUUUGAGUGUCACCUAAUAUUUCCACUAAAGUAGAUAUUACAGCCAUAGCUGUAAACGAUAUCGUAAAAUAUCUUAUUGGUCUUAAUAUAAAGUUAGCAGUGUGGUUAAGGUUACGGUUAGGCUUAAAAUCAUAUUUUAACAAGAGAAAUUGUAGAAAUAGGCGGGGUUUAUGACUUUGUGGCUGUUGUAACUAGUGACGACCCUUACCUAACCGAACGAAAAUAACAAACAUUCGAAGUGAACGACAGAGAACGCCGCAGUGUACCAGGCCUGUGCUGCGUGAGCCCCUGGCACUGCCUCCUCAUCCACCAGGCUGCUCCUCAUCCACCAGGCCUGGCCGGUGCCAGAGAGGGAGAGAGACAGCACCUCCUCACAACACUACAGCCCAGAGGUGUCUGCCUGUGGUCCACACCAACUUGUGGCCAACUUGUGGCCUGUGGUCCACACCAACUACCCCUAGAGGAGUCAUAUUUACAGUUGGGGCCAUGGAGUCCUCUGAUGAAGAGGAGGGGCGCACCUUCGUCCAGGUGGUCAGUGAGAAGUACAACCCAGAGAAUUUCCCAUACUGUCGUGGGAACGGCAUGGGUGUCGUGGUACUGUCUAGUUCACAGGGGUCGCCCAUCAAAGAUCGUCUGAACCUGCCCAGUGUGCUGGUCCUGGACGGUUGUGGCAUCAGUAAAGCUGGGGACAAGGCUGAGGUGGCCACCUUCUGUGCCCACGUGGUGGAGCUGGACCUGUCCCACAACCAGCUGCAGGACUGGGGGGAGAUCUGCACGAUUGUGUCUAACAUCCCCAACCUGGACUUCCUUAACCUGAGUAUGAACCCUCUGAGUGGGAUUGAACUGGAGCCAGGCCUGGCUGAGGUGUUCUCCCGAGUCCGCCGCCUGGUCCUCAUCAACACGCGUGUCACCUGGGACACGGUACACACACUCACACGCCAGACCCCUGAAUUGGAGGAGCUCUUCCUUUGUCUGAAUGAUUAUGACCAGGUUGCUGAGUCCCCGGUCCCCUGCCCCUCCCUGCGCCUGCUCCAGAUCACAGACAACCAGCUACAGGAGUGGAGUGAGGUCCGUAAGUUUGGGCCGAUGUACCCGUGCCUGGACACCCUGGUGUUGUCCAACAACAGACUCAGCUCUGUGGAGGAGGACACACCUCAGGACACACUGCAGCGCCUGUUUCCUAACCUGCGCAGCAUCAACCUCAACAACUCAGGGCUUAACCGAUGGGAGGACAUAGAGAGGCUGAAUUUCUUCCCUAAGCUGGAGGAGGUGAGGCUGAUGGGGAUUCCCUUACUGCAGCCUUACACCAACAAAGAGAGACGCAGCCUCACUGUGGCACAGUUGCCAUCUGUGACUGUGUUGAAUGGGAGUGUGGUGACGGAAGGAGAGAGGGAAGACGCUGAGAGGUUCUUCAUCAGACAUUACCUGGACUGUUCUGAAGAGACUCUGCCUCAGAGGUACCACGUCCUGGUGUCCAAGUACGGGCAGCUUGCCCCGUUGGCAGAGGUGGACCUGCGUCCGCCCUGCACGGCCACCCUGGAGGUGCGCUGGGGCGAGCGGACGGAGGAGCUGAGCCUGCGGCUGGAGCAGACGGUUGGGGAGCUCAAGAAGGAGCUCAGGGCGCUGGUGGGGCUGCCAGCCAACGGCAUGCGACUGUACUACAUUGCCCGCGAGCUGGGCUCUGCACUGGGACCUGAGGAGAUGAAGUACGGCAGCCGGGCACUCCACUCGUACAUGAUCCAAGACGGGGAUGAGAUCCUGGUGGUGCCCAAAACCAAGAGCCGCACCAUCUCAUCCACCUCCUCAGACUCCUAAGAAGUGGUGUGUGUGUGGAGGACUCAGAACUUAAUUACAGACUGACCAGCUUCUGGCCACCAACUUUCUAUGCAGUCUCUUUUUUUUAAUGGUUUUAUUCUGUUUCCUAAAUUACAUUGAUUGUAAAGAUGUUUAUUAGCAAAGCCUCUUACUGUAUACACACACGACUCACACAUGUAUGCUACACGCACACUAUCACACUGAGGGGUCAAGUUAUGGCUAGGUGCGAAGCACCGCUAUUGUCACCACUGUGAUUUUCCAUUGCGUUUGGUCUGUCAAAAGAGAGCACAGAAGAGUGUUUUAUCAGAAAUAUUUAUGGUUUUUAAGUUAAUGUUAACACAAUAGCAUAGUCCCCCUCUCUCCCACUCAGUCUUGAACCACGUGCUUCAGAUGUCCUGAGAUAACCUCUGAGUCAGAAUUGGAGGGUGGUGCACUGAGAGACUUGCUCCAUUGAGCUUUGAGGAUAAUAGAGCUUGUGACACACAGAGACCACACGGAACAUCACUGACCUCAACUCACACAGGUGACCUGGCAGGAGGAGGGGAGGUGCACUGCGCUCAGGUUGCUUCAGGUCGUCUUGCUGUCUGUUUCCUCAUGAAUGGAGCAGCUCUCUACCCCCUUGCUGAGGGGAGUGGGGAUGGGAUGUGAGGGGGAGUGGGUGUUGGAAGGAGAACCCCAGGCCAACCUCACUGGGUAACCACACACCGGCCACUGUGUCACGGUCACUUCCUCUGUGCUUGGAUUUCAAUUGGUUCGCCCAACAGGCUGUGGCCUUCCUCACCUCUCUCUAUCGCUCCCUCUCUCGUCCUCUCGCCCCGUCUCACACCUGCACUGGAACCAGUGUCCAUUGUUUUAGUCGACCCUGGGUCAAUGAUGCACCCCCAGAAUUUGUGCUCUCCCAUUGAUGCAUUUUGUCCAAUAGGUGUCUUCUGAUUCAGAGACCUUCUCCAAUUGGCGGAUAGAUGUGAGAAAUGACCAAUGGGAAAUCACAUCUUGUUGUUGCCCAGUCCUAUGGGCAGUAAACCAAGGUGAACCACAUACUGGGUUUAUUUACCAAUUACUUUACCAAUUACAUUUCCCUUUUUAAUCUAAAUUCCUCUGAUGUUUUUACGUUACAUAUUAUGUGGAAAACUUAAGAAAAUAAUGUUUGCAAAAGCUAAAUAAACGUGACUAUCUGUCACAGCUAGGCUUUGUUUAAAUAACUGGAUGACUUUUGUCCUUUGGGAAUUAUUUUAGGUGAAUCUCAGGUGCUUCUUGAUCCUUUAAUAUGUUGUGUUUGCAUGAUUGGUAAUGGUAAAGUGUGUAAUACUGUAUGUGGGCUGGGAUCAUGGAUUUUUUUUAGUGGGCCAUUUAAUAUUUGGGAUUGCAUGGACUUUUAACAAAUUAGAGGGACCUACGCUAAAAGUGUAUACUAUAGUACAUAUGUGUUUAUCUGAUGUUACAUGAAGUUAUUGGAGGAUGAUCAGAUCGAUAACUAUUGUUUAGUGAUUAAGAUUUUUUCUGAAAGCAUCAAUGCCUCCAGUAAAAAAAAAAAAAUGUUAUUUUGUCUUUGGCUAAAAUCAAAUUAAAUGCACACAAAUAGAUCAUUUAUGUACCAAUGUUUUCCUGCAGACUGUUAAAUCUGACUAUUCGUAGCACUGUAAUUCACUUCUGUCUACAACCUUUUACCAUGGCCUUGAUAUCUGGAAAUAAAUGUUUUAGAUACUUUGGUUUUAUGAGGACGUUUUGCUUUAUUAUGGUGAUGUUUUAUGGUUUUCUCUUUUAUUUUGGCAAUGCUUUAUUUUACAGCCCUAUUUCACAUCCUAUUUACCUAGAACUUCUUGUAUUACGUGAUAACAAUGGAUAUUUUCUGCUACUUACUGUAUGUACUUCAAGGAAUUCAAUAUAGUUGGUAACUUCCACCAAAUGGUAGAAGUGUUCUUUGUAUCAAUGAAUGCCAAAGAAACCAGGAGGAAAUUGUUAUAUAAUUAGGUUUGUUUUAUAUUAUUUCCAAGUAAAUAUUGGACUAAGGAAUAAAGUAUUGCGUGUUUCUUUGACUUUUUAAAUGAACUGUAUGCUAACAUAAAGAGGCUAAGGACCA
Messenger RNA from Salvelinus namaycush (lake trout), 3896 nucleotides. RefSeq names its product tubulin-specific chaperone cofactor E-like protein. Lineage: Eukaryota; Metazoa; Chordata; Actinopteri; Salmoniformes; Salmonidae. The coding region runs from base 488 to 1816 and encodes 442 amino acids. The transcript has 9 exons. Gene Ontology annotation, biological process: protein folding. Gene Ontology annotation, molecular function: alpha-tubulin binding. The record is from RefSeq and is a predicted model, not a curated record.